AUGACACUGGUGUCCAGACUCCCACCAUCAUACAUUCCGAUCCCGAAUAAUGAACAUAUCGCUCCGCCUCCUUCGUAUCGCGAGUCGGUCCAACACAAGCCUUCGCUAGAUCUCUCCCAACGGUUCGAGAAGAAGCUGGCAGAAUACAAUGCAUCUCAGAAUAUUUUAAAGCGCUGGCUGUUUGAGAUUGUCAGCUUGACUGUCAGUGCAAUCUGUAUGGGAAUCAUAAUCGGCAUAUGCGUUCGCACCAAGGAUCAGCCUCUCAGCGAGUGGCCACUAGCGUCAACCGUCCAAAACGUACUGUCCAAAAUCGCGUCAGCCGCCCUCAUACUUCCAAUCUCUGAAGCUAUAGGCCAGCUGAAGUGGACCUGGUUCCGCGGCAGCGAAUCAAAAGACAUGAUCGACUUUGAGAUAUUUGACAAAGCUUCUCGUGGAGCCUGGGGUUCAUUCCUACUGCUCUUUCGCACGAAGGGGCGGUCGCUGGCUGCGCUGGGCGCUAUCCUUACCCUUCUAUUGUUGGCUGUGGAUACGUUCUUCCAGCAAGUCACAGACCUUCCUGAACGAUGGGAGCUCGACGGCUUCGGUGAGAUCCCCCGCGUGGUACGAUACGAAGGUGACAACGGAGACAUCUACGAGGACGGCUAUCCGAGCACGAUGGAGGACAUAAAUCUACGACAGGCUACGCUGAAGUUCUUCUAUUACAACGGUAAUAACCCCGUUCCGUUUGGGUCUGGAGAUCGGCCAGACAUACCGUUAUCGUGUCCGUCGAGUCGAUGCGAAUGGGACGAAUAUGAUACGCUGGGGGUCUGCAGUGCGUGCACGGAUGUUUCUGAGCUUCUAACAUAUGCCUGCCUUACGACAAAGUUAGACUGGAUAUCCAGCGUCUACUUCAACAGGACAACACAGCCCGUAGGAAGUGCAUGUGGUUAUUGGAUAAAUGCUACGAGUGAAGCACCUGUCCUGAUGUCUGGCUUCAGAACCGGCACUGCUGCCGCCAAUUCCUCGACCAAAGACGAGGCGUUGCUACUGCGCACAAUAGCAUUGUCGGCAGCGAUGACGUCCGUCAAUCCUCUCUCGGCAACACCGUUCUUUGGCGGCUCCAUACAUUUCAAGGAUGUUUAUCUGCCUUUCCUCGAUGCUAUAAUUGUUAGUGCAGCUGACGGCACCGCUUCCAGUGUGUAUGAUCGCCAACGUCCAGUUGCUCAAGAAUGCAUGUUAUCAUGGUGUGUCAAAACUCUCAAAUCCACCUAUGCUUUGGGGGAUUAUGAAGAGACGGUGACCAAGACAUUUCUCAACACUACUGCUCGCCAGCGGCCCUAUCCAUGGACGGGCCGAUCGGCAGUAUUUCUCGGUGAGGAGGCCUUCUGGUCGGAGUUUCAGGGAAACCUUAGCAUACGCCCUCCUGGAGCGGACCCAAGGGUUGAUGACUACGGCAUGUCAAACGAGACGUUCGCAAGAACUCAGGCACUAUUUGAUGAGAUCUUUCCCUCCACGAUCACGGUCGCGAACACUAUAUCGCCACCUUGGUGGCGCAUCAGAAUCUAUGCCUGGGGUCGCAACCAACUUCAUCCCUUCACGUCUUGCCCAUGGCUUGCCCCCAACAACGUUACUCGGUACCUUGAGAGGCUUGCAACUGCCAUGACAAAUGUUGUGAGAACAUACAAUAGCCAUGACUUUGUUCGAGGACGAGCUUAUUCGCAGACUACUUUUAUCGUAGUCCAUUGGGAAUGGCUUACAUUUCCCCUUGCGCUUCUAUUAUGCAGCCUAGUUUUUCUCAUAGCAACUAUUAUGAAAACAUCCAGGACCGCCGAUGGUGGAGUGGGUGUGUGGAAGACUUCGGCUUUACCGACAUUGAUAUACAGUCUGCCGAAAGACACGCAAGAGGCUGUUGCCUCGCAAAGCCGAUGGAAGAACGGUUCAGAGAAAGAAUCCAGGAAGGUCAAGAUCCGAUUGCUUCCGAAGCAUGGUUGGAGAGUCUCCGGUCAAGAGCACCUGUCACCAACGCCAAACACAAACAGCAGCCGGAGAGCACCUCCAGGAUGGAUUUGA
Alternaria alternata is the source of this 2049-nucleotide messenger RNA. RefSeq lists its product as hypothetical. NCBI's taxonomy places the organism in Eukaryota, Fungi, Ascomycota, Dothideomycetes, Pleosporales, Pleosporaceae. Bases 1 to 2049 code for a protein of 682 amino acids. The record is from RefSeq and is a predicted model, not a curated record. The transcript is spliced from 3 exons.